GCGCCCAUUCUCUGUCUUCUCUUUCUGUGCUUGCGAAUAAAUUUAGAGAGAGAAAGAGGGGGAAGGGAGAGAGAAGAAGCCUGGUUUAGGAUUCCUUUCUUUCCAAGCCGUUUUGAGCACCUGGAAGCUCCGAAGGAACACGGAACCAAGUGUCAGCGUUACUACGCUGGGGUGGAGGGACCACAAAAGCGGCGCACCGUCAAGAUGGCAGCUGGGCUGCGGAAACGCGGCCCGGCAGGUUCCACAGUCCAGGUAGCGGGACCCUGGAGGCAAUGGCUACAGCGCGCCUGGCAAGAACGGCGCCUACUGCUGAAGGAGCCGCGCUACACGCUGCUAGUGGCCUCCUGCCUCUGCCUGGCAGAGGUGGGCAUCACCUUCUGGGUCAUUCACAGGGUGGCAUACACAGAGAUUGACUGGAAGGCCUACAUGGCCCAAGUGGAGGGCGUCCUCAAUGGCACAUAUGACUAUACACAGCUGCGGGGUGACACUGGACCGCUUGUCUACCCAGCUGGCUUUGUGUAUAUCUUUAUGGGGCUGUACUAUGCCACUGGCCAGGGCACUGAUAUCCGCAUGGCUCAGAACAUCUUUGCUGUGCUCUACCUGGUCACCUUGCUCCUCGUUUUCUUGAUCUACCACCAGACCUGCAAGGUCCCUCCGUUCGUCUUUCUCUUCAUGUGUUGUGCCUCUUACCGUGUCCACUCCAUCUUUGUGCUGCGGCUCUUCAACGACCCAGUGGCUAUGGCGCUGCUCUUCCUUAGCAUCAACCUCUUCCUGGCCCAGCGCUGGGGCUGGGGCUGCUGCUGUUUCAGCCUGGCGGUCUCUGUGAAGAUGAAUGUGCUGCUUUUCGCCCCUGGCUUGCUGUUUCUUCUUCUGACUCAGUUUGGCUUCCGUGGUGCCCUUCCCAGAUUGGGCAUCUGUGCUAUUCUUCAGGUGGUGCUGGGGCUGCCCUUUCUGCUGGAGAACCCUGUUGGCUACCUAUCCCGCGCCUUUGAUCUUGGCCGCCAGUUUCUCUUCCAGUGGACAGUGAACUGGCGCUUCCUCCCUGAGGCUCUCUUCCUGCAUCGAGCCUUCCACCUAGCCCUGUUGGCCACCCACCUAGCCUUGCUCGUACUGUUUGCCCUCUGUAGGUGGCACAGGACAGGGGAAAGUAUCCUGUCUCUGCUAAAGGAUCCUUCCAAAAGGAAAGUUCCACCUCAACCCCUCACACCCAAUCAGAUUGUUUCCACCCUCUUUACUUCCAACUUCAUUGGCAUCUGCUUUAGCCGUUCUCUCCACUACCAGUUCUACGUCUGGUAUUUCCACACACUGCCCUACCUCCUGUGGGCCAUGCCUGCACCCUGGCUUACACACCUGCUCAGGUUGCUGGUGCUGGGAGUCAUUGAGCUCUCCUGGAACACGUACCCAUCUACGUCCUGCAGCUCUGCUGCCCUGCACAUAUGCCAUGCCGUCAUCCUGCUGCAGCUCUGGCUCGGCCCUCAGUCUUUUACCAAGAGCAUCCAACCUAACAAGAAAGCCCAGUGAGAUCCACCUCUUUUCAGGACCCUUGCAAUCCAGGAUCAUGGGUGGAAUGGACUCUGCCCUUCCAAAUAAACCUUACCAAGCCCA
Molecule: messenger RNA, 1605 nt
Organism: Jaculus jaculus (lesser Egyptian jerboa)
Lineage: Eukaryota; Metazoa; Chordata; Mammalia; Rodentia; Dipodidae
Gene: Alg3
Product: ALG3 alpha-1,3- mannosyltransferase
Exons: 9
Coding region: 205-1521 (438 amino acids)
Cellular component (GO): endoplasmic reticulum
Molecular function (GO): dol-P-Man:Man(5)GlcNAc(2)-PP-Dol alpha-1,3-mannosyltransferase activity
Source: RefSeq, a predicted model, not a curated record